Molecule: messenger RNA, 847 nt
Organism: Eurypyga helias (sunbittern)
Lineage: Eukaryota; Metazoa; Chordata; Aves; Eurypygiformes; Eurypygidae
Gene: NECAB2
Product: N-terminal EF-hand calcium binding protein 2
Exons: 9
Biological process (GO): regulation of amyloid precursor protein biosynthetic process
Cellular component (GO): cytoplasm
Source: RefSeq, a predicted model, not a curated record
CCUACCUCGUCCUCCUCCUCUUCCAGCAAUGUGGACACCAAGGAGCUGUGCGAUUAUUUUGCUGACCAUAUGGGAGACUACGAAGACGUCUUGGCCUCGCUGGAGACACUGAACCUCUCCAUCUUGAAGGCGAUGGACUAUACCAAACGGGUCUAUGAGAGCGGCACAAACGUGGCCGAGUUUGUGACCCGCUUCCUGCUUAAGGAGACGGCUAACCAGACCCAGUCGCUGCUGAGCUCUGUGGAGAGUGCCGUGGACGCCAUUGAUGAACAAACCAACCCCACCAGGCACUACCCCAGCAAGGCUGGCCACGGUCUGAUGGACACCUGGUACGACAGCCCCGUGCCCAGCUACUCUCCCACCAGCCGCAUGGUCCCCAGGGAGCACGGGAAGAGCUUCCAGACUGGUUCCCCCGACGCCAAGGCAGAGGGGCUGGAAGGGCAAAUCAACAGGCUGGCCGAGCUGAUCGGCAGGCUGGAGGACAAGACCCUCUGGUUUGACCUGCACCAGCGGCUGUCAGACAGCGAGAGCACAGCUUGCACGUACCUCCUCCUGGUGCGGGAUGAGAUGACGGUGUCGCACAAGCACCUGGGCGAGUUUUGCAGCUCCUUGAAGCAGUACCUGAAGAGCGUGGCCGGGGAACGGGACUGCUUCCACGUCACCGCAGUGAAGCUGCCCGAUGGGGUCACCUUCAUCGUCUACGAGUUCUGGGAGACUGAGGAGGACUGGAAGAGGGGCAUUGCUGGGGUCGGGGGGCUGGGGUGGCAUGCCACCUGCAAGGGCUUCCAGCACGUCAAGGUGGACACGCUGAGCCAGCCCGAGGCCAUCUCCAGCGUGGCCGUGCCAG